Carya illinoinensis is the source of this 2109-nucleotide messenger RNA. Its product is annotated as aspartic proteinase 39-like. Lineage: Eukaryota; Viridiplantae; Streptophyta; Magnoliopsida; Fagales; Juglandaceae. Gene Ontology annotation, biological process: proteolysis. The transcript has 10 exons. The record is from RefSeq and is a predicted model, not a curated record. Bases 572 to 2032 code for a protein of 486 amino acids. Gene Ontology annotation, molecular function: aspartic-type endopeptidase activity.
UGAGAGAGGAAGACGACACAAGCAAGGAAGAGAGUCCUGGAACGGCGACCAAAAACAAAACAGCUAAAACAGAAUAGACUGCAAGCCAGAGAGAGAGAGAGAGAGAGAUAGGGGCGUAGAGAAGGAAAGUAGAGGACACAGCUCAAGGAAAGAAGGAAAGAAAGAGAGAGAAACGUGAAGAAAGGAACCCAAUACAAAAAAAUAAAAAUAAAAGAAAACUGUAGCUGCAAAAUUGCCAAGAGAGAACACAACGAAAGCAAGAAGGCAAAGUGGCAAACAGAAGAAAAACAAAAAAACGAGACGUUGCUUCCUAUUUUCUCUCUCACGCAAAUAUUUUAUUAUUCUCUCUCUAUAAGAAGACGUGUCGUUUGACGUUGAAUUCGCUCUCUGUCUCUCUCGCUCUCUCUCUCUCUCUCUCUCCAAGAGUUUUCCUCUCUCGUUUAUUUUCUCUUUUUAAUUCGUUUUCUCUGUCCCUCUCACCGACCUCUCUUCUUUCCGGGGGAGGCGCGGAAUUCCACUCGUCCAAAUUAGUUUUAAACUUGGGCUUUGACAGGGUUGUAGGUUGGUGAGGAUGGAUCUCAGCCUCAGGCCGCUGGCUUAUUUGGUGCUGCUGUUUCUGGCUUCUUCUUCAUCUUUCAUUGCCGUUCAUGUUGUUACAGCCAACGUGGUGUUCCCAGUGCAGCACAAGUUUAAAGGCCAGGAAAGGAACUUGAGUGCAUUCAAAGCCCAUGAUAUACGCCGUCACGGUAGAUUGCUCUAUGAUGUGGAUCUGAAAUUGGGUGGCAAUGGAAAACCUUCUGAAACUGGGCUGUACUUUGCUAAAAUUGGGAUUGGGUCUCCUCCAAAGGACUAUUAUGUGCAAGUGGAUACAGGAAGUGACAUUCUUUGGGUGAACUGUAUUGGCUGCGUCAGGUGCCCUAAGAAGAGCAAUCUCGGUAUAGAACUGACCCUAUACGAUCCAAAGAGCUCCUCUACUUCAAGUUUGGUUACUUGUGAACAAGAUUUUUGCAAAUCCACAUACGAUGGUCCACUUCCUGGUUGCAGGCCUGACUUACUUUGCCAAUAUAAAGUUGUUUAUGGAGAUGGAAGCGCAACUUCUGGGUUUUUUGUGGAGGAUAGUGUACAACUUGACCGAGUGACUGGAGAUCAUGAGGUAGCACCAGAAAAUGGGAGUGUGAUAUUCGGGUGUGGAGCUAAACAAUUAGGGGAGCUUGGUUCAUCUUCAGAAGCGCUGGAUGGCAUACUUGGUUUUGGACAAGCAAAUUCAUCCAUGAUUUCACAGCUAGCGUCAGCAGGAAAGGUGAAAAAAAUGUUUGCACACUGUUUGGAUAAUACAGAAGGUGGUGGAAUCUUUGCCAUUGGGCAAGUGGUGCAGCCAAAUGUGAACAUGACUGCAUUGGUACCAAAUCAGGCGCAUUACAAUGUUGUAUUGAAGGAUAUUGAGGUGGGAGGUGAGGCUCUAUCACUUCCGUCAGAUAUAUUUGAGAACGGAUUUCGGAAAGGAACUAUAAUUGAUAGCGGCACAACAUUGGCUUACCUUCCAGAGGUGGUUUACGAGACCCUAGUUCCAAAGAUUAUGGCUCAGCAGCCUGGAUUGAAAUUACAUACUGUUGAAGAGCAGUUUAGUUGUUUUCAGUACAUUGGAAAUAUUGAUGAUGGAUUUCCAACCGUCGCGUUUCGUUUUGAAGGUUCCCUUUCUUUGACAGCUUACCCUCAUGAGUAUUUAUUCCAGAUUCAGAAUGAUGUAUGGUGUAUCGGUUGGCAGAAUAGUGGGAUGUCUAAGGAUGGAAGCCAAAUGACCCUUUUGGGAGAUUUGGUGCUUUCAAAUAAGCUAGUAGUGUAUGAUCUUGUAAAACAGGCAAUUGGAUGGACUGAAUACAACUGUUCUUCAAGCAUUAAGGUGAAGGAUGAGUCUGGAGCGGUGUAUUCUGUUUACGCCCACAAUCUUUCUUCAGCUUCCACUGCGAUUAUUAGGAGAACGUUAACCUUUAUGUUAUUACUGAUUGGUAUGCUGCACAGCAUUUCCUAUUAAUUUGUUUCUGCAUGGCAGAGUAUUCAUUAAUUUUGUUUUACUAUAAUAUAUUGAAUAAAAAUGUGCAUCUUCGUUUA